Molecule: messenger RNA, 2724 nt
Organism: Candida dubliniensis CD36
Lineage: Eukaryota; Fungi; Ascomycota; Pichiomycetes; Serinales; Debaryomycetaceae
Gene: ZCF10
Product: Zcf10p
Exons: 1
Coding region: 1-2724 (907 amino acids)
Biological process (GO): positive regulation of transcription by RNA polymerase II; DNA-templated transcription
Molecular function (GO): DNA binding; zinc ion binding; DNA-binding transcription factor activity, RNA polymerase II-specific
Source: RefSeq, a predicted model, not a curated record
AUGCUGGAAUCAGAGGAUCCAAGCAAGAAAAGAAAAAGAAUAAGACGAGCUUGUGAUUUUUGUCGUUCAAAAAAGGCCAAAUGUGAUGGUAAGUCAUCAGUUUGUUCAAACUGUCUUACAAAUAAAGAGGAAUGUGUUUAUUCCCAGCCAAUGAAGCGAAGAGGCUUGCCAACAGGAUAUACACAUGAUUUAGAAAAGAGAGUCCGACUAUUUCAAGGAUUGGUAGUCCGGUUGUGUGAAGAUAAAUAUAUUCAAUCACGAGUAGAGAUUAUUCUAAAUGAGGGAUCAUUGGUGGAUGAUCUUGUGGAACUAGAGAAAUCAUGGAGCAGUAUUAACAUUUCCCAACUCUUCGAUCAAGUUGCAUCACAGAAUAAUUCGAGAAACAAUAAUGCUAAAUUUGCAAUUCACAAACCAACACCAACUCUAUCCGAUUCAUCACCUGUAUCAAUAUUGGAUAGCAACCCGCAAUCGACAACACUGCAAUGCCAAGUUUGUCAACAGAGUCAAGAUAGGAAAUCUAGGAAAAUACAUACACCAGAUCCACGGCAAGCAAUUUCCGCCUCACUGUCAACAUCGUUAACAACAACAGUAACGGCAGAUUGCAAUCUUAAUCCAGUUAACGCGAAUAAUAGACCCACUUCGUUAUAUCCCAGCGCACCUAGUCCUUUUGUUAAUGAUCUGUCUUUUUUUCUAAACUAUGAUGUCUUUCAGUUUAUUUCUGAUGAGAUUGAAGGUGUCGAAAACCCUGAAAGCUGGGAACCGGUGGCCUUGCAAUAUCAUGGAUUGUCUUCAAUAAUAUCUGGAUUCACCAAUAAAGUUGUACAGCAAUACAAUAGUAAAUUGAAUAAUGUUUUUAAAAACCCUUUCCGAGUGGGUUCCAUUUUCAAUAUUUCUUCAUUUGCCAUAAAUGCAAGUAUGACCAAUAAAUUUCAAAUGCCAAAGGAGAUAUUCCAAUUUCCCACAAACAUUAGGGAGCUUGUUGAUAUUCAUUUCCAAGUCCAUCAAUGCUAUAUUCCGAUGCUAGAUCGUGUUUCCUUAAUACGGCAUGUGAAUUAUCUACAACUGUUGCCAGAACAUAAAAGAUGUCUGAUGGAUGGUAAUAUUCUUGCCUUGGUGUGGGCGGUGGUUGCCCUAGGUGAGUUUAGUAGUAUUGGUGGAAGUGUUAAACAGUCACUGAUUUUUGCUAAAAAUGCCAUUAUGGCACUUGAAAACUCGUUUACAACUACAAUUGAAACCAUACAGGCAAUGAUUACUCUUGGAUUGGUCUAUUACCACUUAGGUCAAUGGGACUUUUCAUGGGUAUUGAUUUCGUCAGGCACAAGAAUGGCCAUUGAUGUUCGACUAAUGCGAAAUGCAUCAGACGAAGACAAUCCCAGGGUUCAAAGCAGCGCCAGUUUGAAUAACAUUAUUAGACAAAGAACUUGGGCGACAGUAUAUUAUGUCAAUACUUUGCUAUGUGCCAGAAUGGGGAGAUCUCCUGUAGUGAGAGCUCUGGAUUGGCCUGUUCCAGAGAUUAACAAUGAUGGAUGGGAAGAGUGGCUGCCUUGGGAAUGCUAUUAUGCACCAAAUGAUCUCAAAUUAGAGAAUGGCAAGUUUUUAUCCACGUUCAAUGAAACCCUCAAAGGUGUCUAUAUUUUAAAUUUAGCGAUUACAUCUACGAUUGAUACUUCUAGAGGCUAUUGUCAAAAUGGAGAGGUAAAGUCAGAACUCAAAAUUAAUUAUGAUGACAGACAGAAUUCAAAUAAUAUGACUUUAGAAAUGUUUAAUGAUAUGAUAGAUGUGUGGAUGAGUCAAUUACCUGAAUGCUUUAGAGAUGACGAUUCCAAUACUCGAUUAAAGUCGCCAUUAACCACUAUAUUGAUAUUACUACGUGGACUAAUCUGGUGUGUUCUAGCUGUUCGGUUAAGCUCUCUCAAACCUAAUAGUGAAAUUAAGGAUCAAAUCAUUCAAUUUAGAAAUCAAAAGUACACGGAAGCGAUUGUGGCAAUGAAAAAAUGCAUCAAUGAAGACAGCAAGAAUAUUUGGAAACAUUAUUUCUUAUUUGAUUAUUUCUUAAUAAUGACAUUUAAUUUCCCAGAUAUGAUGGAUUUUGAAUCUGAAUUUAUGAAAUAUGCCCACAUUCAAGAAAUGAAAAAUAUUCUUAUUAGUUGUUCGGAAACUUCGAUUCCUUGUAGUAUAUGUUGGGACUUGUUUAAAAUUAUGAAGAAUGGGACCAAUCAAAAGGACUCUUCUAAACUUCAUGAUACACCCAAAGCACAAGAAUCUCCCACAAUAGCUAAUUUGCUUAAUGAUCAGGCUGAAACAGAAAUAGUUGGACCUCAGCCACAGGCAGAAGUACAACCAGUUUCAUUAGUACCACCAACGGCACCAGAAGUUACGACAGAUCUGUCGUUAGCUUCAUUAGCACCAGUGCAAGCACCUGGGCAAGCACCCGGGAAAGUGGCUGUAUCAGCACUACCAAUAUCAUCAUCGGGAAUUGUUCCGUAUACUUCUCAUGAUAAAAACUGGGUAAAUCAAUUUACUCCAUCAACAUCCAUGUUACAAGAAUUACAUCAAGCACAACCUCAACAAAUACAUCUGAACCCAAAUUUCAAUCAGCAUCACAAGUAUUACCCACAACAAGUACUACAAGAAGAACCAGUUCAGCUGUCGUUGCACGUGAAUCAAAUUAAACAUGAAAACACAAAUUGGUCAUUCAAUAACCAUAAUCCCAAUGCAAAGUAG